AUGUACCAAUUAAUUGGCACAAUCUAUACACCGCCGUCAGCACCUAUCAAGGACCAAGUGAUACUCGGGAGCUUACGCCGUCUGGUUCUUUACAACACCAGUUUAACUUCAACACCAUCUGCACUAGGAACACGGACACUCCAACAUGUCCUCAUCUUUUGGGUUGACUGGUGUUGCACACCAGGCCAACCUCAAACGAAAAAAGUUCAUGGGGUGGGAAAGAAGAAAAGGAAACACAAUCAUCUAAAUAGGAAGGAUAGGAUAGAAGAUCAAGCUGUUCUAGACCCUAACCUGUUGAUGACAACAAUCCGGAGUUCCUACCGCAGCAGAAUUUGGGCUCAAUUCAAAUUAAACAAUGGAAGGAUCGCUUAUGGUUCCCGGAAUCAACAGUCUAUCCGAUACUAUCAGACCCCGCCCUCCUCUGCAGAAGACAUUUACAAAGAUAUCCCGAUUCCUUCACACAUAGCAAUAGGCCAGGGUGUCUGCUCCAAACAAAGGACAUCUCAGAAAAGAGCUCGUUGA
Botrytis deweyae is the source of this 522-nucleotide messenger RNA. RefSeq lists its product as uncharacterized. Bases 1 to 522 code for a protein of 173 amino acids. The record is from RefSeq and is a predicted model, not a curated record. The transcript has 2 exons. Lineage: Eukaryota; Fungi; Ascomycota; Leotiomycetes; Helotiales; Sclerotiniaceae.